UGAUUGUUUCGAUGUUUAAUGUAAAACGAGUUUAUUUUUCUUGUCUCAGUUGAACUCCUCUCACUAAGUUACAGGUGAAGAGCAUAAAGGAUUACAGAGAACAUGAAUGCUCCAGAACCCUGCGGAAUAAAGCAAGAAGACACCGAAGAACAAAUAGACCUGAUGGAAGAGAACAAGGAGAUGGAAGAAGUGAUUGAAGCGGGGAAGAAACAUCAUGACAUCAAAACUGAUGAAGCAUCCUUGAAUCCCUCGUUGCAAACAAGAGCCCAAAUAUGUUUCACUUGCCCUCAGUGUGGAGAGAGUUUCUCAAGCGAACAAAGUCUUAAUCUUCACAUGAAAUUUCACAGUGGAAUGAAGCCGUACGAAUGUGAUCAGUGUGAGAAGACUUUCAGGCAAAAAGCAAACCUUGCCAAACACAGUAAAAUCCACACUGACGAGAAGCCACACGCGUGUGAUCAGUGCGGGAAGAAGUUCAGAAAUAAAGGAAACCUUAAUGAACACAUGAAAAUCCACACGGGAGCGAUGCCAUACGCGUGUGAUCAGUGUGGGAGGAAAUUCAGACAUAAAGGAAACCUUAAUAAACACAUAAAAAUGCACGCCGGAGAGAAGCCCUGGAGAAUAACCACUGGAGAAAAACGGCACGCAUGCAGUCAGUGUGGAAAGAAGUUCAGACAAAAACACCUCCUUGAUCAACACAUGAGAGUCCACACUGGAGAGAAGCCGCACUCGUGCGAUCACUGCGGGGAAAGUUUCACACGAAAACAGAUCCUUAAUGAUCACAUAAAAAUCCACACGGGAGAAAACCUGCACACCUGUGAUCAGUGCGGGAAGAGUUUCAGAAAGUCAAGUGUUUUCAAAGUGCAUCUGCUCACUCAUUCUAGAGAAAGAAUUUAUAACUGUGACCAGUGCAGUAAAACAUUUUUUAGGCCAGAUGCCCUGAAGGACCACCUGAAAAUUCACUCAGAGGAGAGGCCUCACGUAUGUUCUUUGUGUGCAAAGAGCUUUAGACACCUGAAUGGUUUAAAAGUACACCAGAAAAGACACAGCGGUGUGAAGGAUCACAUUUGCUCUGAGUGUGGAAAGACUUUUUUUACACUCUCUGUACUGAAACUGCACCAGAGAGUUCACACCGGAGAAAAACCUUACCAGUGUUCACACUGUGACAAGACAUUCAGUAUUUUAGGAAACCUGAAAAGACACAAGAGUGUCCACACUUGAUCGAAGCCAUAUAUCACUGCCAGUCAUGUGAGAAGAGUUUCACGCAAUGAAGGCAUGUUUAGUUCAUGUUCAGAUCUUGUGCUUUCAGGUGCGAUGCUGCGUCCUCAAUGAACUGAAUCUGACAAUUCUUUGCAUGUGUGUGUGUGUGUGUGUGCGCGCGUUACUUCAGGAGAGCAACCCUACAUUUGUGUUGUUUUAUUUUCUUUCUUA
Sinocyclocheilus anshuiensis is the source of this 1428-nucleotide messenger RNA. RefSeq names its product gastrula zinc finger protein XlCGF8.2DB-like. Gene Ontology annotation, biological process: regulation of DNA-templated transcription. NCBI's taxonomy places the organism in Eukaryota, Metazoa, Chordata, Actinopteri, Cypriniformes, Cyprinidae. The record is from RefSeq and is a predicted model, not a curated record. Gene Ontology annotation, molecular function: DNA-binding transcription factor activity, RNA polymerase II-specific; RNA polymerase II cis-regulatory region sequence-specific DNA binding. The coding region runs from base 103 to 1218 and encodes 371 amino acids. The transcript has 2 exons.